AUGCCAUACACCAUAGGUGAACGAAGAAUAAAAGUGUCUCCAGACUUGGCUGAGGAAGACCAGAUUUUGCUUCUUCAGAACUCAAAGAUUUUCAAGUAUUGCUUAAAUAAUGCCGUUCUCAAGUAUCUCAUCAAUUUGAAAACCGUUGUGCAUUUGUAUUCUGAUGUAUUAACGAUAUAUUCAACGUUGCUCAAAAAGAUUCCUCAGUAUGAAGACAUAACGAACAUGACCAAUGAUUGCAAGAAUAAUAUUCUACAGUUGGAAAGCGAUUUCAACGACAUAUUUGGUAAGGAUACCUUACAAGAGUCAGAUUUUGAUAAUGACGGUGUUAAUUCAUCAACGUCGAUAAACUUUAGACAAAUCGAGUUUCAAUCAUACGAACAGAAUAUAAGGCCAUCUGUAAAAUUAAUUUUACAAUCAACUUUGUCGACAUUCGAGUUCGUCAAUAAAACGCUUCACUGCAUCGAAGUCUUUUUCACGUCGUUCAGUAAUUUAAAGAAGUUGUUGGUUCCAUUUUUGAAGUUGCAAACAAGUUCAAUACUACGGUCACUUAGGUCUGCCGAAGAGUUAUUUCAAAAGUCCUUGAUUGUCGACAAUAUACCACAUAGUUUUGACCCUCUUGUAUGGCAGCAGUUGAUGGAUAUUGAGAGGAUAACUAGCAAUAUUGAGCGAGAAUCUGUGACACUAAAUACAGCAUUCUGCACAUUCGAAGCUUCCCUAGUUCACUAUACAAAUUUACUAUUAGGAAAAGCUAUCCUUAAACGUACCAUUGAAGAGAGAGACUGCUAUUUAAUCAGAAGAAGAGAGGUUUGCUACCAGGCCUCAGAGCAUGUGGUUAGUAUUCCACUCACAGAGGAGAAGACAUCCAACGAUAAUCCCAUGAUGUCCUUUGGAACAGCCUUGACUUAUAUUGUGAUGUUUUUGGUCGGUUUAGUUGCCUUAGUUUUAUAUAGAUUAAUCAGAGUCAUAACAGGAAGCUAG
This is a messenger RNA of Lodderomyces orthopsilosis Co 90-125, 981 nucleotides long. RefSeq lists its product as uncharacterized. The transcript has a single exon. NCBI's taxonomy places the organism in Eukaryota, Fungi, Ascomycota, Pichiomycetes, Serinales, Debaryomycetaceae. The coding region runs from base 1 to 981 and encodes 326 amino acids. The record is from RefSeq and is a predicted model, not a curated record.